AUGUCCCUCUUGGCACUCACCUCGCACCCUUGGGAUUCCCACCUGUACGACCUCAUUGCACGUAUCGGCGAGGCCCCCAUCUCUGUUGCAGCGCUCAAAUGUCGUCCCACCGCACGCGGGUGCAACGUCGCCGUCCCAUCAGUCGCCACCGUCAAGGAGGAGUACCGCCAUGACCUCGCCCUUGGAGGCUGCAACAUCCAUGUACCCUUGCUCUUCGACGACGGGGUACGCUGGCUCGCACGUGUCCGCCUCAACCUCUACGACUGCGACCAGGCUGAGAGCCGGGCCAUGAUGAGGAGCGACUACGAGGCCAUCUCCGCACUGCGACGCGUAGCCCCAGAGUCCGUGCCCAAGGCGUACAUGCCAGAAGAGCAGACGGACGGGCUGAGCUUCUUCUUUGUGGAGAGCACCGACGACGUCCGCCUAUUGGAGGUCAAGGUCCACAGCAGAGAUAAGAAGACUAUCCGCGAGUACGCAGACUACCUCGUCAAAGUGGCGACACUUGAAUUCACGGGAAUCGGAGGCCUCCACUCGCCCCCACCGAUAAGCCCAUUAUCAUCACAGGAAGAGGAGGAGCAGCAAGGACCCUCGCCAUGUGCCAUCGUGGGGCCCAAGGUCGAGGUCUGGCCGUGGGGCACCGCGACCUUGGGACCCUUUACCACAAGCCGAGACGCGUACAUGGCCCGAAUCGACAGCUGGCUCGCAUGCAUCGAGGCCGCAAAGGGCCAACGGCAGGACCGUCUCCUGGCCUACCUUGCGGGUCUCGAGGCGCGCUCGUUGGUGGCAGGGUGCGAGGAGAUGCGGCGAGAGGGUCCCACGUUUAUCAAGGGGCAAGACGACUACGUUGGCCCGUUCCUGCAACGGGCACAUCGAGUGGCACCGUUCACCGACUGGGAGUGCGCCCACGUCGCUCCGCUCGAGGAGGCCUUCGCCGGUCCUUUCGCCCUGGUAGACUGGACUGCCUUCAUCGGCGGCUCCAACAAACUCACCAGCGGCGAGGUCCAGCUGGCUGAACGCUUGGAAUCCCAAGGCCGGGCCGACUUGGCCGCAGCAAUACGCGGAGGACGCAAGUACCAGCGCUUACGAUACUUUUUCGACGCCCAGCGUGUUUCGCUUGAUUCGCUCAACGGGAUGCGCGCGGCGUUCCUCGGCGACGCCGCGCCGCCUCGAGCAGCAAGUCUCGGCGUGUGGGCCGAGCGCGUGCUGCCGGCACAUGCCCACAACCCAGGGCUGCAGCGCUUGCUGUCCCAGAUUGAGGACAAUGCUACAGCAGCCGCAAUCGAGGCUCAAGAUGCGGCCGACGCGGCACAGACAGCAGCAAAGGAGCUCAAGGCCGCGCUGGACAAGGUCACGACAAUGCCGCUGGUGGACCCCAACGACUUUGAGGCGCGAGGCGAGCGGGCCGCCCACGCGGCACGGCUCGAGGCGGCCACAAACGUCGCUGCAACCGCCAUGCUGUCUGGCAAGUCUGCCGCCAAGGCAGCCAUGGUGUAUGGGACGGAGGCACGCUGGGCGCUCGACAUUCUCACCGCGGGAAAGCGUGCGCUCUCCACACUGGCUGGGGCGGCGUGUGAGCUCGCCGUUGUGGCAGAGGUCGUGGAGGAGAAGGGGGUAGCGGCCAACGGCGAGGGCUGUGCCACUGUCAAGAUGGCUGUGGCAAAGGAGCUCGCGCGGUGGACCAAGGUGUGGAGGGACAUCGAGGUGGCAGCUGCCAAGGCUGAGGUCGCCACCUCACGGGCCGAGGCCGGUGCCGGAGUUGCCGAGCAGGCUCUCAAAGAGACGAGGGCAACUGUAUAA
Messenger RNA from Apiotrichum porosum, 1797 nucleotides. RefSeq lists its product as uncharacterized. The coding region runs from base 1 to 1797 and encodes 598 amino acids. The record is from RefSeq and is a predicted model, not a curated record. Lineage: Eukaryota; Fungi; Basidiomycota; Tremellomycetes; Trichosporonales; Trichosporonaceae. The transcript has 5 exons.